GGGUGGCCGCUGCGGCCGCUGCUUCAGAGCCUCGCGGGCGGGCGGCGUUCUGCUCAGUGGGACGGUCCGGCGCCCGGCGGCCUCGUGUGGAGCCUUCGGGCGUCCCGCGGCCGCGUGGCAGCCGUCCUCUGUGCGGCCGCGGCGCGCGUGUGGAACCGCGUCCCCCCCCUCCCUGUGCCGAGCGGCUCAGCCGGGUGUCUGGGACGUGGGAGUCGCGAUCAGGUGCCUGGUGUACCCGGAAUAACAACGUGAUGAGUUCCAGUUGUACCCUAUUAAAUUCUUGUUAAAGGGCCUGUCACCCUGUGAGCUUCGUUCUCUGCUCGCUUCCGACACGAAUAAUGCAAAUUCCUUGAGAGGAAUGAAGCCUCGGCCUUGCCGAAUUGCUCAGCAAAUGACUACUCUUGUCGACUCUUUUGAAUAACUAUUAGCUUAACGAAAAUUUAGAUGUGUGCUAUGCAUUGUCUUGGAGACGGUAGUACUGCAAGUUUCCCGAAACUGUAUCGUACAGCGAUGUAGCUCGGGACAUAACAAGACUCUCAAGACAUGUCAAUAUUUAUUGAGGAGCUGCUUCUACUUGUGAGAACAUAGUGAAUGGACCUGACUGGACUUUUUGCGCCCAUCAAUAAACAUGAGUGGUACCAAGCCUGAUAUUUUGUGGGCACCACACCAAGUUGAUAGAUUUGUUGUAUGUGACUCAGAACUGAGCCUUUAUCAUGUGGAAUCGGCUGUGAAUUCAGAACUUAAAGCUGGAUCAUUACGUUUGUCUGAAGACUCUGCAGCUACAUUACUGUCAAUAAAUUCAGAUACACCCUAUAUGAAAUGUGUUGCAUGGUAUCUCAAUUAUGAUCCUGAAUGUCUCCUAGCAGUUGGACAAGCAAAUGGUCGAGUUGUACUUACAAGUCUUGGUCAAGAUCAUAAUUCUAAGUUUAAAGAUUUGAUAGGAAAAGAAUUUGUCCCAAAACAUGCUCGACAGUGCAAUACCCUUGCAUGGAAUCCACUGGAUAGUAACUGGCUUGCUGCUGGUCUGGACAAGCACAGAGCUGACUUUUCAGUUCUGAUAUGGGAUAUUUGCAGCAAAUAUACUCCUGAUAUUGUUCCCAUGGAAAAAGUGAGACUUUCAGCAGGUGAAGCUGAAACAACACUAUUAGUAACAAAACCACUGUAUGAGUUAGGACAAAAUGAUGCUUGUCUAUCCCUUUGUUGGCUUCCACGAGACCAGAAACUUCUCCUUGCUGGCAUGCAUCGUAACCUAGCCAUAUUUGAUCUUCGGAACACAAGCCAGAAGAUGUUUGUAAAUACAAAAGCUGUUCAAGGAGUGACAGUAGACCCAUACUUCCAUGAUCGUGUUGCUUCCUUCUAUGAAGGUCAGGUUGCAAUAUGGGAUCUUAGAAAAUUUGAGAAGCCAGUUUUGACUUUGACUGAACAGCCAAAGCCCUUGACAAAAGUAGCAUGGUGUCCAACUAGGACAGGUCUGCUUGCUACUUUAACAAGGGAUAGUAAUAUUAUUAGGCUAUAUGAUAUGCAGCAUACACCUACGCCCAUUGGGGAUGAAACUGAGCCCACAAUAAUUGAAAGAAGUGUGCAACCUUGUGACAAUUACAUUGCUUCCUUUGCAUGGCAUCCAACGAGUCAAAAUCGAAUGAUAGUUGUAACUCCCAACCGAACAAUGUCUGACUUCACUGUUUUUGAAAGGAUAUCUCUUGCCUGGAGCCCAAUUACCUCUUUAAUGUGGGCUUGUGGCCGUCAUUUGUAUGAAUGUGCGGAAGAAGAAAGUGACAAUUCCUUAGAAAAAGAUAUAGCAACAAAAAUGCGCCUCCGGGCUCUAUCAAGGUAUGGACUUGAUACAGAGCAGGUAUGGAGAAACCACAUUUUAGCUGGAAAUGAAGACCCACAACUUAAGUCACUCUGGUAUACUCUGCACUUUAUGAAGCAGUAUACAGAAGAUAUGGAUCAAAAAUCUCCAGGCAACAAAGGAUCGUUGGUUUAUGCAGGAAUUAAAUCAAUAGUAAAAUCAUCUUUGGGAAUGGUGGAAAGCACCAGACAUAAUUGGAGUGGCUUGGACAAACAAACUGAUAUUCAGAACUUAAACGAAGAGAGGAUUUUAGCAUUACAACUCUGUGGGUGGGUAAAGAAAGGAACGGAUGUCGAUGUGGGACCAUUUUUGAACUCUCUUGUGCAAGAAGGAGAAUGGGAAAGAGCUGCUGCAGUGGCUUUGUUCAACCUGGAUAUUCGGCGAGCAAUCCAAAUCCUGAAUGAAGGGGCAUCUUCAGAAAAAGGAGAUCUGAAUCUCAAUGUGGUAGCAAUGGCUUUAUCAGGGUAUACGGACGAGAAGAACUCUCUUUGGAGAGAGAUGUGCAGCACACUACGAUUGCAGCUCAACAACCCCUAUCUCUGCGUCAUGUUUGCAUUUCUGACCAGCGAAGCAGGAGCUUAUGAUGGAGUUUUGUAUGAAAACAAAGUUGCAGUACGUGACAGAGUGGCAUUUGCUUGUAAAUUCCUUGGUGAUACUCAGUUAAAUAAAUACAUUGAAAAGCUGACCAAUGAAAUGAAAGAGGCUGGCAAUUUGGAAGGAAUCUUGCUUACAGGCCUCACUAAAGAUGGAGUGGACUUGAUGGAGAGCUACGUGGAUAGAACUGGAGAUGUGCAGACAGCAAGCUACUGCAUGCUACAGGGUUCACCUUUAGAUGUUCUUAAAGAUGAAAGGGUUCAAUAUUGGAUUGAGAAUUACAGAAACUUAUUAGAUGCUUGGAGGUUUUGGCACAAACGAGCUGAAUUUGAUAUACAUAGGAGUAAAUUGGAUCCCAGUUCCAAGCCAUUAGCACAGGUGUUUGUGAGUUGUAAUUUUUGUGGCAAAUCAAUCUCCUACAGCUGUUCCUCAGUGCCUCAUCAGGGCAGAGGCUUUAGUCAAUAUGGUGUGAGUGGCUCACCAACAAAAUCGAAAGUCACAAGUUGCCCUGGCUGUCGGAAACCCCUUCCUCGCUGUGCACUUUGCCUCAUUAAUAUGGGAACGCCUGUUUCCAGCUGUCCUGGUGGAUCCAAAUCGGAUGAAAAAGUGGACUUGAGCAAGGACAAAAAGUUAGCUCAGUUUAACAAUUGGUUUACCUGGUGUCACAAUUGUCGGCAUGGCGGGCAUGCUGGACAUAUGCUUAGUUGGUUCAGGGACCAUGCAGAGUGUCCUGUAUCAGCAUGCACGUGUAAAUGUAUGCAGUUGGAUACAACAGGGAAUCUGGUACCAGCAGAGACUGUUCAGCCAUGAGAUGCUACACCUAAAGAGAAACCCUCAAAUGAGGAGUUUUUAAUCGCUGUCCUUCACAGUUCAGAAACAUACCUCAGAACAAGUCACUCACGACUCUCCUAUGAUGGGAAAAUAAAUCAUUCUAUCAGAGCAGCAGUUUGAUGUUUGAGUGAUUUUGAUGUGCUUCUUAGAGCAGAUGCUGCUGAAGCGAACAUCAGAGCAUGAAUAUAAGUUCUGUUCAGUAGGUUAAAGUUCAUUUGAAAGAACCUUCUAGAGUUUUUUCAAAAAUAUGAAUGUGUAUAGAAGGUUUUAGAAUAAAAACAUACCUCUGCCUGCAUCUUCAAUCUGAACUUGGUAUCUUUUGAUAGAAUCUGUACAUAUUUAAAGUCAAAAGGUCAAUUUAGUGGUUCAGAUAACAGUUUAAGCUUAUCCAUGCUUAGAUUCCAUUCAGAUAAAAUGUGUUUUUACAUUGAGAAUUAGCACCUCACCCACACUGCUAAUAUGUUUGAGAAAAGUACAUGCAUGCAUGUAAUAUAGGUCAUUGUUGUAUUCCUCAAAAAUCCAGGCCACUGAGAUGGUUUAGCACGUAAGGGGGCUGCUGAUCCUAAUGACCUGAGUUUAAUCCUUGGGACCCAUUGUCGAAGGCAAUGAAUCCCCUGACCUCCACAAAUACAUUAGUAGCACCCAGAUUAAAAGGAUAAUGGCAAAGGGCAGAAGAUGUAGGACAUUGGGAACGUGUGCUUAGCAUACAUAAGGUAAGUUCUCAAGGUUUCUUAGCACCACAUGCACACAAAGGGAGAAAGGAGGGUGCUGUUCACCUGUCUGCAUCUAUUUAAAGGGAAUAUCUGCAUUCUAAUGACUAUUGGAAGACAACAACCCAAGAGAACACCAUGGGCAACAAUGAAGUCAGUGUAAGUGUUUUUCAAAUGAAGUAGGCAAAUACAUGUUAAAACCCUUAGAGAUAUGCAACCCUUUGUCCUAAGAUGGCAGAAAGUUUUUAUGAGUUACUAACUGGUUAGAUGUGCAGAUAUAUGAAUGAUGUACUUCUUUGCUUCAUUUUCAGUACAAAUGUAGAACUUUAAUGUCCACUAUAACAAUAAAUAUUAACACAUACAGAGUUAAUAGUAACCAACUAUUCAAAUAAAGUAGAUAUUUUUACUUAGCAAGCUCAAUGCCGUUGGUAGUUGAAGAAGAAAGGCUGGUUACAUGAGAACAUGCACAGCAUGUUAAUGUUAAUUUUCAUGGGAAUUUUACAGUCUUGUUGGGCUUUGGGUGAUGUUUGUCUUUUUGUUAUCUAGCAUUUUCAAUAAUGAGAGAUGUAAAAUUAAAUGCAAAUGUAUAUCACCCAUAUUACUGGCUUUUCCAGUUAACUGCAACCAGGCAUCUUCUGUUUCCAGUCAUGAAACAGCCAGAUGUGAUUUAUCUAAGAUAAAGAAACUGCUUCAUAAUAGGAAAGUUAGUACAGUUCUAAUUUAUUCAGCAAUCAUUUUCCCCAGUUCUGUGUUUGGUAGCAAUAACAGCACACACUUAGUCCAGCACUCAGGAGAGUUAGAAAGUGCACUGCACUCUCCAUUUAGCACCCCGAAGAAUGGUUAUAAACUUCUAAUUUCCCUGUAGUCACUGGUAUAUAUAGUACUAUCUCACCCUUUGCUCUCUCCUGUGUCUUCCUCCUAGAUUUUCUGACUCUUCUCUUCUGGCUCUGGCCAUGGCAGGAAAUCUGCUCUCCAUUGUUAUCCAACCUGGGGUGCAUACAUACACUACAUUCUCAGUAAGUUCUUCACAGGAAGUGGUGAGUUCUCAGUGUGCCCAGAUGCCCAUGCUUCUAACAGCCUAGCAGUCAUCUGCUCGCCUUGAUGGGUGGACAUGUUUAAGGUCAUGAUAUUAAAUAAUGGACGGCACCAUCAUUACUGUGGAAUCAGUGUCUGAGUAAAGCCACAGCCACAGUUCAGUUUGAUUGUUGGAGCAUUUGCAUCUUCACAGCCAAAAUGUCAGUCUCUUUCAUUUUUGUUUGGAAAUUUUAACAUAACUUUCUAAUUACUUUCAAAUAAUUGAAGGAAAUAGUUGUCCAUAAUGUCUUCCAAAAUGCAAUUUCCUUACUAAUACCAUUGGUGGGACAAUGUUUUUAAAUGCUUUGCUUUAAGAUUAAGGAUAAUUUAUGUAACGCCAGAAAUAGCAAUAAUAAUUCAACACAUAGUCUUUCAUCCAAUUUAUGAAAAACAUGCUGCCUUAAUGUAAUUUCCUAACUAGAAAUUCAGAUAGAGUAAUUUAAUUAAGUUGGCAUCUUAAACUCACAAAGACAAAA
This is a messenger RNA of Microtus ochrogaster (prairie vole), 5537 nucleotides long. It is a transcript of the gene Mios, whose product is annotated as meiosis regulator for oocyte development. NCBI's taxonomy places the organism in Eukaryota, Metazoa, Chordata, Mammalia, Rodentia, Cricetidae. Gene Ontology annotation, biological process: cellular response to amino acid starvation; positive regulation of TORC1 signaling. The record is from RefSeq and is a predicted model, not a curated record. Gene Ontology annotation, cellular component: cytoplasm. Gene Ontology annotation, molecular function: protein binding.